AUGUCCGCAUGUCAAUUUUGCCAUCAACGCCAUCAUACGCUACUGCACAACACCGCGUCCGCAACUAGUGUCACCGCUCCUGCUCACAAUGCCGACAACGUACAACACGUAGGGGCUAACUACGCUGCCGAAGACGUAGCCCAAGUUGAAAAUGCAACCGCUUUAUCCGCCAUUGGAUCUUCGACAGACACCGCUGCCGCACGCUCUUCUUCCUGCUUGAAGUCGAGUCCAAACCUAGUACCUACAAAUCUAAGAACUGUUCUGCUUGCUACUGCCUUGGUAAAAGUACGCGACUGCUCCGGUCGUUUUCAAUCCGCACGCUUAUUGUUGGACUAUGGGUCGCACGCCUCGUUCGUGACAGAGUCAUGUGUUCAACGCUUGGGUCUACCAAGGACCUCGUCAACGGUGGUAAUUACUGGGAUUGGAUCCUCGCAAGGUGGCCGAUCUAGAGGUGAGACUUUACUUUCACUUUCAUCUUAUUCCUCAGAUCAAUGUUAUGCAAUCAAUGCGCUGAUUUUGCCGAAGAUCACAAGUGACUUGCCAACUCAGGCCUUAGCCACUCAUACAUGGCCACAUAUUCAAGGGCUGGUCUUAGCUGAUCCGAAUUUUAUGAAGCCUGGACCAAUAGACAUAUUGGUCGGGGUGGACGUUAUGGAUCGGCUCAUCUGCUCGGAAAUUCGCAAAGGCCCCCAAGGGACGCCUAUAACGCAACGGACGGUAUUCGGUUGGACACUUUUUGGAAGUGUUGAUGGCGCUAGCUCCUCAAACCCACGUCUACAAUCACUACAUUGCGAUGUGCAGUUAGAUAGAGCACUCACGAGGUUGUGGGAGCUAGAGGAGGCUCCGCAAAAGAGGCAUCUGACUUACGAAGAGCGCUUCUGUGAAGAGCAUUUUGAAUCGACGCACCAGAGGUCACCUGAUGGUCGAUUUAUCGUCGAACUGCCGUUAAAAGCUGAUGUUACCUUGGGAGAAUCGCGAUGA
Rhagoletis zephyria (snowberry fruit fly) is the source of this 981-nucleotide messenger RNA. RefSeq lists its product as uncharacterized. Gene Ontology annotation, biological process: proteolysis. Gene Ontology annotation, molecular function: aspartic-type endopeptidase activity. NCBI's taxonomy places the organism in Eukaryota, Metazoa, Arthropoda, Insecta, Diptera, Tephritidae. The record is from RefSeq and is a predicted model, not a curated record.